Molecule: messenger RNA, 1594 nt
Organism: Anolis sagrei ordinatus
Lineage: Eukaryota; Metazoa; Chordata; Lepidosauria; Squamata; Anolidae
Source: RefSeq, a predicted model, not a curated record
CAAUCCAGGAAAGCCAAACCAGUUUCCCGGAUGUUCCUUCCCCUUUAAAAAAAAAAGACUUUGAAGGACUCCAGGCCUCUCUAAAGACUCCCGAUCUGGCAUCUCCACCCUCCUUUUUUGCCAUGCCGCGGCAACGAGGGGAGAGAUGGAACCACCAGGAGACCGUGGUCUUCCUCAGCCUCUUUGGGGAGCUGGAUGUGCAGAAGCAACUGAAAGCCUGCCACCGGAAUCAAGCCAUCUACGAAGAGCUUGCUGACCGAAUGGCUGAGUUCGGCUACAAUCGCAGUGCGGCUCAGCUGCGGACCAAAGCAAAAGAUUUAAAGCGGCAGUACAGGGACAUUAAGAAGGACAAUGGCCAGAUCAGUCAGGACGACUCCUUCUGGCACUACUACCAUUUCCUGGAAGAUAUUUGCCAAGAUGAGAAUGAUGCGGAACCAGAGCCGGCUGCCUCCCCAGUCUCUGCCGUUAAGAAGAGUAAAAGGCAUACCGAGGAACUGAAAAGUUUGCCACAAUCUACAGAGCAAUCAUUGUCUGACCAGACCCAGGAGCCUGAGCUACCCUACAGUAGCUCUAGAGCCUCACAAAGACUUUCAGAGGAUUCUCUUGGCACUUCUGGCUCAGGGUCCCCCGCCACCAAAGCAUUACCAAGAAAACGGCAGCGUCCUGCAUCCAAUGCAACAAUUCAUCUUGCCAAGAUAAGAGCCAGGAAGGGUCGUUCAGUGACACAAUUUUCCAAAACUUUCUUGCGGUUAAGUAAAAACAUGGAUCAAUUCCAGCAGUCCUUUCAAAACUACAUGGGUUUUGAAAUGCAAGAGAGAGAGAAAGUUCAAAAAGAGGGUUCUAGAACUAGGAAGGAAAUAAGAUCCGCUGCCAGUCAAAUGCGGGAAGCCAUUCUGGUCCAGGCCGAAGCCAUUAGCAAAGUUGCAGAUGCAAUAAACAGGUACAAUGAUCUUCUUGAAUGCUUUGUCUCAGAACCAAAUUCACAGCGAGGAGGGAAGGACGUCUUUCAAGAUGGUGAAGGGGCAUCCAAACAAGAGAGAAAUUCUUUGUCCCGUGGAUCCGCUAGGCGGGACUCAUUUUCUGGAAGUAGCCCCAGUUUCUCUAGUGAAAAUUCAUUUGAUGGAAUUAUGGGAUAAUGAGAAAUUGCAUCCAAAAUUGAGUGGUCAUUUCCCACCCCUGCCCUGGUUCCCUUUCAGGAUUUCCAUACCUUUAACUAGAAUUCAACACAUGCAGGGAAUGUGCUUUCUUAUAUUCCCAGAUAACAUGCUGCUGUUAAAGCGUAGGAUCCUGCUGAUGAAAAUUAAUCUUUUAAAAAAUGUUAUUUCUCAAAAUGAUACAUGUACACAAAUUGUAAAACAUACUGUGGUUUGAAGAUGUUACUGAGAAUUCCUACUUUCUUGUAUUACGCCUCUCUUUUUACCUUUCAACAGUCCAAAAUGGAAUUUUCCUUGGAAAUGCUUUGAGGGUUUUUUCAAUGACUUGGACAAAAUCCACUACAGCUAGAAGCCAUACGGCUAUCCUUGAAUGGUGAUUUUAAUGUUUAUUCUUGUAAAUGCAAAAAAUCUUGUUUACAUUAAAAUUCGUUUGCCUUUAA